Molecule: messenger RNA, 1530 nt
Organism: Scomber japonicus (chub mackerel)
Lineage: Eukaryota; Metazoa; Chordata; Actinopteri; Scombriformes; Scombridae
Product: WD40 repeat-containing protein SMU1-like
Exons: 12
Coding region: 1-1530 (509 amino acids)
Biological process (GO): mRNA splicing, via spliceosome
Cellular component (GO): precatalytic spliceosome
Molecular function (GO): protein binding
Source: RefSeq, a predicted model, not a curated record
AUGGCAGCAGAGAUGGAGCCCGCAGACGUGAUCCGCCUGAUAAUGCAGUACCUGAAGGAGAACAACCUCUACAGAACACUGACCACCUUACAGGAGGAAACCACUGUCUCUCUCAACACAGUGGAAAGUAUCGACAGUUUCAUUGCAGACAUAAAAAGUGGCCACUGGGACUCCGUCCUGCUGGCCAUCGAGUCCCUCAAGUUGCCUGACAACACACUUAUUGACCUUUAUGAGCAGGUUGUGAUGGAGCUCAUUGAAAUGAGGGAGGUUGGCGCAGCACGUUCACUCCUCAGACAAACUGACCCGAUGAUCAUGCUGAAGCAGACCCAGCCAGAAAGGUACCUCCACUUGGAGAACCUGCUGACCUGCUCAUACUUUGACCCACGUGAGGCAUACCCGAAAGGCAGCAGCAAGGAGAAACGGCGCAGGGCGAUAGCCGAGGCACUGGUGAGGGAAGUCAGUGUGGUUCCCCCUUCUCGCCUCAUGGGGCUCUUGGAACAAUCGAUGAGACUACAGCAGUUUUCGGGUCAUCUCUCCCCUGACAUGGCCAUCGAAACAUGUAGCAACAAGGAGAGACUUGUCGAGAAAGAGAUUUUUCCCACCCAGCUGUAUCGUCACAUUAAGUUUGGCCGACGGUCACAUGUGGAAUGUGCUCGUUUCUCUCCUGAUGGAAAGUAUUUAAUCACUGGAUCAGUGGAUGGGUUCAUUGGAGUUUGGAGCUUCACCACUGGAAAAAUUAGCAAGGAUUUAAAGUACCAAGCUCAGGAUAGCUUCAUGAUGAUGGAUGAUGCUGUGCUGUGUAUGUGCUUCAGUCAGGAUACAGAUCUCCUGGCCACUGGAGCCCAGAACGGAAAAAUAAAGGUGUGGAAGAUCCAGAGUGGUUUGUGCUUGCGCAGGUUUGAGCAUGCUCACAACAAAGGUGUUACCUGUCUGAGCUUCUCCAAGGACAACAACCAAAUCCUCAGUGCCUCCUUCGACCAGACCAUCAGGAUCCAUGAACUGAGGUCAGGCAAGACACUAAAGGAGUUAAAUGGCCAUUCAUCAUUUGUAAAUGAUGCAUCUUUCACGCAAGAUGGAUUUCACAUCAUUAGUGCCUCAUCUGAUGGCACUGUUAAGAUUUGGAACACCAAGACUUGUGAAUGCAUCCACACUUUGAAAUCUCUGUCCCGGACAGUCGAGGUCCCCGUCAACAAUGUGAUUCCUCUACCACAAAGCCCGGAGCACUUUGUAGUUUGCAACCACUCCAAUACAGUGGUCGUCAUGAACAUGCACGGUCAGACUGUGAAGACCUUCAGCUCAGAUAGAAAGGAAGGAUCAGACUUUGUAUGUUGCACCAUCUCACCCCGCGGGGAGUGGAUUUACUGUGUGGGAGAAGACUUAGUGCUCUACUGCUUCAACUAUAAAGCAGGAAGGCUGGAGAAAACGCUGACUGUUCACGAGAAAGAUGUAAUUGGCAUCGCUCACCACCCACAUGUGAACCUGAUCGCCACAUACAGCGAGGAUGGCCUCCUAAGGCUGUGGAAACCUUAG